Messenger RNA from Anopheles coustani, 2216 nucleotides. RefSeq lists its product as uncharacterized. Gene Ontology annotation, molecular function: monocarboxylic acid transmembrane transporter activity. The record is from RefSeq and is a predicted model, not a curated record. NCBI's taxonomy places the organism in Eukaryota, Metazoa, Arthropoda, Insecta, Diptera, Culicidae. Bases 1 to 2127 code for a protein of 708 amino acids. The transcript is spliced from 4 exons. Gene Ontology annotation, biological process: transmembrane transport; monocarboxylic acid transport.
AUGAAACCGGACGCGUCCGGCUCGGACGACGACGCGGAGUACACCAACCAGGCCACCAUGCGCAUCGACGACCUGCAGCGAGGGAAGUACCCGGUUAAGAUGCGACCGAAGCCGGUGAAUGGCGAUGUGCGGGUGCCAACAGCUAAAGUGCGACAGCAUCCAAAACUACCGAAAAAUCGGUCCCAGCUCGGCAGUGACUUCGUGGCGCCGGACGGAGGCUGGGGCUGGAUGGUGGUCCUGGCGGCCGGAUUUUCCAACCUCUGCACCUUUCCGGUGCUGCAGCAGUUUGGGCUACUGUUCAAGGAGCGCAUGUCCGAACUCUCGAUCAACGCGUCCGAGGUGACGACCAUCAUCAACACCCACUCGGCGCUGACAUCGAUCGUCGGGCUGGCGAACGGGCCCAUGUUCCGCCGGUUCACCUACCGCCAGGUGGCGUUCUUCGGCGCACUGCUCGUCGGUGUGGCCGUCACGCUGACCGCGCUGGCGAGCAGUUUCACCGGCUACAUGCUCACCUUCGCCAUCCUGUACGGUGCCGGUGUCGGCAUCAACGCGUCGGCGAACUCGCUCGCCCUCAACACGUACUUCAAGCAGAAGCGCCGCAUUGCCACCGGCUUCGCCUGGACCCUGACUGGCUUGGGACCGAUUGUGGCGCCCCAUCUCAUCACGCUGCUACAGCGCCACUUCGGCACCAACGGCACGGUACUGUUGUUCGGCGGGUUCGCGAUGAACGCCGUAGCCUUGGCCCUGCUGUACCAGCCGGUCCAGUGGCACGCUCGGACACCCGUCCCGACCGGCGAUGACCCCAACCUGCCGGCGACGCCGGCACCGAGCGCUCGCUGCAGCUACUGCCAGAGUGCGCACGACCCCCGGGGAGUUCCGUUCAACACGCUCCCGAUCGAGCGUAGCCGGCAGGAACUGCUCGGGUAUGACGCGGUGGUGGAGACCGGCACACCGAUGCUGUCCCGCGCCAACGAUGGCUGGUACUCGCGCAGCUCGCUCCGGUCACUGUACGGAUCGCGCCUCAGUCUCACCACACCGCGCUACCUUUCGCUGCGACCCUCGAUGCUCAACCUGGGCGACGUGAAGACGUACGUCGCAAGCCCGGCCGGGGUGGCGGUAGGCAAGGUCACCAUCGACGAGUGCCACACGGAGGACUGCCCGACCGUGCAGGCCGAGCAUGAGCCCCUUCGUCGGCCCACGAUCGUGGAAGGCCUGGACACUACCGGCGGCGGGUACCACGGCCCGCCCAAGGCUUCGACCGUGGCGGCCAAUCUGUCCAGCCUGGCGUCCUCCAAUACACCGCCAGCACUGCCGCGCAAACGCGACAACCCGCCUGGAACUGGCGAAAAGGAUGUCCUCAAGCAGGCGUCCAAGCGGCUCGCCCAGCUGGUCGAGGACUCCAAGCGCACCUGCACCUGCUCCGAGGUGCUCAAGUCACUCAUGGCCGACGAUGGGCAGCAGCAGCCGGCAGAACCGCCGCCUCUAACGCUGCUCCAGCGCAUUGCCAUCUUCUUCGACCUCGACCUACUGCGAGACUUCGUCUACCUCAACAUCAUGGUCGGCAUCACGCUAGCGAACUUCGCCGAGCUGAACUUCUCCAUCCUGACGCCGUUCGUGCUGGCCGACUUCGGCUGCACGCGGGACCAGAUCGCCAUGGCCAUGUCGGUGCUCGGCGUCACGGACAUCACCUGCCGGUGCAUCAUACCGCUGCUGGCCGAGCGCAUCAGCUGGCAGAAUCGCACGUUCUUCCUGAUCGGCGUUAUCAACAUGGCGCUCGGGCGCAUCGUGCUGGCCCACUUUCACAGCUACCCGGUAGUGCUGACCGUUGCCUGCUGGAUCGGGUUCAACAAGGGCCUACGGACGGUCUUCAUGGCCCUGGCCAUCCCGUCCCACGUAUCCCUCGAUCGGCUGCCCGGUGCCACCGGCAUCCAUCUCCUUUUCGCCGGUCUAUUCUACUUCUUCGUCGGACCGCUUGUCGGCUUUGUGCGAGAUGCGACCAACUACGCGACCACACUGCACGUGCUGAAUAUCGCCACGUUCGCGAUGGCAAUCAGCUGGUGUCUGGAGAUGUACUAUUUCACACCCCGCCAGCGCCAGCGGCAGGCAGCGACGAAGUCGCCGAGCUGAGAGACCUCCCCGCUGCUGGAAGGUGAAUAAAACAAGGGUGCAUUUACUACAAGUAGGUCUAUCUAGCAUCUAAGAAGGUUGUCUGGCGC